UCUCCGUUGCCAGUCCUCUGCUUCAUUUCAAACAGACAGCAGCAAGCCGCAGGCGGCAGCGAAGGGCACGCCACCGCCGCGGCGCGCCCACGCCGCAGGGCUACCGCGCCGCCAGACGCCGCGGCGGCGCCAUGGCGAGGCUCAGCGCCGACCUGAUUCGGCGGAGCCCCCAGUUCCUCAGCGCCAUCAAGGAGCGCGUCCUCGACCUCCGAGGCAACAAGAUUGCCUUCAUCGACAACCUCGGCGCCACCGAGGACCAGUUUGAUAUGAUUGAUUUGUCGGACAACGAGAUUGUGAGGCUCGAGAAUUUCCCUUUCAUGAAUCGCCUUGGCACUCUGUUAAUCAACAACAACAAAAUAACAUGUAUCAAUCCCAACCUUGGUGAGUUUUUACCCAAGAUGCAUACUUUGGUGCUGACGAACAAUCGCCUUACAAGUCUUGCGGAGAUUGACCCCUUGGCCUCUCUUCCAAAGCUGCAAUUUCUCAGCUUACUGGAUAAUACCGUUACUAAGCAACCAGAUUACCGGUUAUAUGUGAUCCACAAACUGAAGCAUCUGCGUUUGCUGGACUUCAAGAAAGUGAAUCAACAGGAGAGACCUGAAGCAGCACAAAAGUUCCACUCAAAUGAGGCAGAGGAGGCGGCAAAGAAGGUUGCUGCCAAAGCUUAUACUCCAGUAGUAAUGGAUGCUCAAGGUACCACAGAAGACCAGGGCCCUAAAGUAGUCGCUCCAACGCCUGCACAAAUCACAGCUAUCAAGGAGAGAGCUGAAGCGGCACAAAAGUUCCACUCAAAUGAGGCAGAGGAGGCGGCAAAGAAGGUCGCUGUGAAAGCUUAUACUCCAGUAGUGAUGGAUGCUCAAGGUACCACAAAAGAUCAGGGCCCUAAAGUAGUUGCUCCAACGCCUGCACAAAUCACAGCUAUCAAGGCACUUAAAGAUGAAGAAACAUGGAAGAAGUAUGACUAUGUUGUUGCACAUCCAGAGGAGAGAACCGAAGCAGCACAAAUGUUCCACUCAAAGGAGGCAGAGGAGGCGCCAAAGAAGGUUGCUGCCAAAGCUUAUACUUCAGUAAUGAUGGAUGCUCAAGGUACCACAAAAGACCAGGGCCCUAAAGUAGUUGCUCCAGCGCCUGCACAAAUCACAGCUAUCAAGGCAUUGAGCAGUGCCCAAGUUCCUGCUGAGUACUAUGUGAUCACCAAGCCUGAUACUAACAUGGCUGAAGCAUCAGAGGAAGCUCAAGCUGAGAAGAUGGAGACAGAUGGCCAGGAACAAGAGGAUGGGGCUGAUGAGCAGAAGCGAAACGAUGAAGGCACAAUUCAAGAGGAAAUUUUUGGGGCUGAUCUAGAUGGCAUGUAUGAUAUCUUAAACGACAACAUAGAACUUUACACACACAAGUAUUUUGUGCGAGAUCCAUUCAAUUUCAUGUUCAGUAGGCGCAAAAGGCCUUUUCUUGGUAAGCAUGUUCUGCCGCCGCCCCGGAGGCAGGAACCAGGACGACCGCCGUAGCUCACAGCCAUCGCACCAACAGCAGUGCUACCAAUAUAACAAUGCUAGCUAAACCAACCCCACUAGUUCAACUCAUCUGGGCCAACAAACGCUGCCACCCUCACAACUCAUCUGCGCUCACGGUAUUUGCUUCAGUUUCUACAAUGUGGAAAAGUGAAUUGUGACGCAUCCUGAAUUAAAGUGCCCGCUGUCGUAUGGCAGUGAGGCUACAUGCAAGUUGGGAGAAGCUAGAAUUUCUAUGGUGUAACUCCUAAUGAGUACAUGUAAUUGUGUUGUAAAAAUUUAAACAGUUUUAAGCAUAUUCUAUUUUUACUCAUUACCGACAUGGUGAUGUGGCUGUAAUAUGAUAUUGUUAUUGACAUUACACAAUUGUAAUAAAUCAGUCCAAUAUUUUUACUUA
Triticum aestivum (bread wheat) is the source of this 1905-nucleotide messenger RNA. RefSeq names its product U2 small nuclear ribonucleoprotein A'. Lineage: Eukaryota; Viridiplantae; Streptophyta; Magnoliopsida; Poales; Poaceae. Gene Ontology annotation, biological process: mRNA splicing, via spliceosome. Gene Ontology annotation, molecular function: U2 snRNA binding. The transcript has 12 exons. Bases 132 to 1505 code for a protein of 457 amino acids. The record is from RefSeq and is a predicted model, not a curated record.